Messenger RNA from Hylaeus volcanicus, 997 nucleotides. RefSeq names its product N-terminal Xaa-Pro-Lys N-methyltransferase 1-like (gene Ntmt). Gene Ontology annotation, cellular component: cytoplasm. Gene Ontology annotation, molecular function: N-terminal protein N-methyltransferase activity. The transcript is spliced from 5 exons. The record is from RefSeq and is a predicted model, not a curated record. Bases 256 to 942 code for a protein of 228 amino acids. NCBI's taxonomy places the organism in Eukaryota, Metazoa, Arthropoda, Insecta, Hymenoptera, Colletidae. Gene Ontology annotation, biological process: N-terminal protein amino acid methylation.
UAUAUAGAAAGCAGGAAGUCAAGUUGCAGUCUGAUGUUUCGAAGGCUCGUACCUUGAGCGGCAAGUACCGAUUGACCAUGGAACUCAAAUCCGGAUCGUCGUUAUCUCCCGUGUAGAGCAAUUCACCAUUUCCAUUAUCCUCCGCACAUAAUCUACAAAUCGUUGAAUCAUAAAGCCGUACUUCUGCCAUGACUCUAAGGGAACUGUUCACUAACGACUAACAUCGAUAUCUUAACCAAAGUGACGACAUUAAAAAUGGAACAAGAAGAAAAUAUACAAGAGCAAAAUGAAUUUUAUACUGCGGCUGCCAAUUAUUGGGAUGACAUCCCACCGACAGUGGAUGGAAUGCUUGGUGGUUUUGGAUUUAUUUCUCAAACUGAUAUAAAGGGAUCUACAGUAUUUUUGAAGGCUCUAUUCGAGUCAAAAAAUCCUCCAUCAAAAACCUCUGCGUUAGACUGUGGUUCUGGCAUAGGAAGAAUAACUAAGAACCUGUUGUUAAAUUAUUUUAAACAUGUCGAUUUAGUGGAACAAAAUUCAAAAUUUCUAGAAGCUGCUAAAACAAAUUUAAAAAAUUAUUCUUCAAGAGUUGACUACUAUCCCAUUGGACUCCAAAAUUUUCAUUUUACUACCAAGAAGUAUGAUGUCAUUUGGUGUCAAUGGGUUUUGGGUCACUUAAAAGAAGAUGAUUUGAUAGAAUUUCUCAAAAAAUGUUUGUCAGGUUUGAGGCCUAACGGUUUGAUAAUAAUUAAGGAGAAUGUGACAAGUUCUAAAAAUUUGGAAGUUGAUACUAAGGAUUCUUCUGUGACAAGACCUCUAUCUGAAUUCUAUCAUAUAUUUCAAAAAUCUAAUUUAAUUUGCAUCAAGGAAGAACAACAACAUAAAUUCCCACGUGGAUUGUAUCCAGUUUAUAUGUUUGCUCUAAAAUCUGUUGAUAAUCUUUAAAUUUGAUUUAGAAAUGACAAUAAAUUAAGAAAUAAAUUAUUUCAUUAUUUUUACA